This is a messenger RNA of Drosophila takahashii, 641 nucleotides long. RefSeq names its product Niemann-Pick type C-2c (gene Npc2c). NCBI's taxonomy places the organism in Eukaryota, Metazoa, Arthropoda, Insecta, Diptera, Drosophilidae. The record is from RefSeq and is a predicted model, not a curated record. Gene Ontology annotation, biological process: intracellular cholesterol transport. Gene Ontology annotation, molecular function: sterol binding.
CAAAAAAAAACUCCUGAAAAUGUACAGCUUCAAGAACUUCAGCCUUUGCCUGAUGAUUCCUCUUAUGUGGACUUUCGUCACAGCCAACACGCCAAUUAGACAAUGCUCCGACAGCAGCUAUCCUCAACCUCUGAUGGUCCAAAUUGAUAAUUGCGACACCUUGCCCUGCGAUUUGUGGAAGGGAACCGAGGCCAAGAUCGACAUUCAGUUUGUUGCCACUCGCAAUACGAUGAAGAGGUUGUCGGCCGAAGUGCACCUGACCUCACUGGGAGUGACCAUUCCCUAUGACCUGGAGGCUUCCCGUGGCAAUGUGUGCAGCAACCUGCUCCAUGGAGCCUACUGCCCCCUGGAUGCCGGCGAGGAUGUGACCUAUCAGCUGCUCCUCCCAGUCACGAAUAACCAACCCGAGGUGCCCACCCGCCUGGAGGUGCGCCUCCUGGACUCGGAUGACGAGAAUCGUGUGAUCUCCUGCUUCCUGGCCGACACUCGUGUCAAGAAGCCCAGUUCGGGAGCUUAGAAUCUUAACUUAUAUACAUAUAUGGCCAAGACAUUGUAUCAAUGUUUUGGGUAGUGGGCAUCCAGCGAUGCCAAUUAAUAGCGCGUAAGCUGUUGGCACUUAAGCCCGACAAACACUAUUAGCA